This is a messenger RNA of Colletotrichum spaethianum, 1944 nucleotides long. Its product is annotated as glutathione S-transferase U1. Bases 1 to 1944 code for a protein of 647 amino acids. The transcript has 4 exons. The record is from RefSeq and is a predicted model, not a curated record. Gene Ontology annotation, cellular component: cytoplasm. Lineage: Eukaryota; Fungi; Ascomycota; Sordariomycetes; Glomerellales; Glomerellaceae.
AUGCCACCGGAGGCUCCGGCGUCGCCCUUUGAAGCCCGUCCAGCCAGCAGCGGCACAGCCGUCUCCUCCUCCCCGCACGGUGGUCCCCACCCUGGCGCACCACAACACCAGCAGCAGCAGCAGGAGUUCGGCGUCCCGCCUCCGCCUGCGCCGCACGACGCUGCCGGUGACGGCACCGUGACCGUAACCCACUUCCGUCCCGGUCCCGGCUCCAACCCCGGUGUUGUGAUCGACAUGUCCGGAAUGGAGGCCCCAGGGCCGGUCUUUCAUUCGGAUUCCCUGCGGGGCCAGGACGUGCACUUGCCGUCCACUGGGGACGAGCACGACGAGGAGCAGCAGCAGCAGCAGCAGCAGCAGCAUGCCGUCGUGCCGGGUGUUAUCGGGCCUCUCGGACAACUAGGUCGGCCGGUUCACGCGCAGCAGGCUGGUCAUAGCCAGGUCAUGCCGGUACCGGAUCAACACGGCCAAUUCGGCAUCUUGACGCCGGGUCCCGCGAUCCCUGAUCAGAGUGCAGGCGGGAUGGAGGAGUCGCUCAUUGGGCCCAGCGGCUUUAUCCCCAUAGACGGCACUACCGCCCCCGGCUGGAGGCCACACGGCAGUCUCCUCAGCAGCAAAUGGGUCAUAGACCCUCCGAAUCUCGAGGAGUGGCGCCAGAAGCUGUUUGAUGCAGACGGCCUCAUCAUUCUUACCCACGAACAGUUUGAGGCCUACUUCCCACACAUAGACAACGUCUACUCCCACAGAUCAACACAAACGUACAAGAAGAAGCCUUUCAUCUCGCACUACUGGGACUGUCGCCUCAAGGGCCGGCCGCCGGGGACCAAGAAGUCGGACGACCCCAACAAGAAACGCCGCAACCGCGUGUCGCGCAAACUCAACCUCUGCGACGUCAAGAUCAAGAUCACGGAGUACUUCCCCGGCGCGACGCUCCAUGACGUUGAUGACGGCACCUACGUGCCGCUUAAUGGGGGACAGGCCCUCAACGGCGCGCACACUGUCCUUGCGCCUCCUGGCGAGAGGGAACUGCGGGUCGCGCCCGCCACGCCGAAUAACCUGCCGGCGCCGGGGCAGAAGUUCUGGACGAUCCAGAGGGUGAAUGGGCAUAUAAGCAUCAGCGGUAUCCCUGGGCCGCAUCAGCAUACCCUGGCGAAGAGUGACGAGGUGAAGAGGAAUAGUAUCCAGCGGUAUCUGGCCAAACAUAAGACCGAACUUACAAAGAACGACGGGCCCAAAAAGGCGACUGGAAAGGCGCACUGGACCGCCAAGAAACACGAAAAGGAGAGCGAUCUUAAACUCUAUUCGGCAUGUUACUGGUUCGCCCCCCCCACGUACGUUGUUCUGGUUUGCAAUGUCUCCCUACUGACUCGGGGCCUCGCCAGCCCCUUUUCUCAGCGCGUUUGGAUCGCCCUCGAAGCAAAGGGGCUUCAGUAUCAGUAUUGCGAAGAAGAUCCGUACAAGGUGCCCGCAUCGCAGGAGUUGCUAGAAGCCAACCCGCGGGGAACAGUACCUGCCAUACGGCAAGGCGACUGGGCUUGCGCGGAAAGUGGUGUCAUACUGGAAUAUAUAAACUCCCGCCUAGUCCCGGCCUUCUACCGACUCCUGCGCAAUCCGGACCCGACCCAACAGCCGCAAAACAUUGAAAGGCUGCAGGAGGCCAUCAAGGACCUCGUCCUCGCCGCCGACGAGGAGGGACCCCUUUUCCUCGGCAGCAGUCUGUCACUUGUCGACGUCCACUUCGCCCCGUUCGCUGUCCGCCUCUCGCGCAUCCUGCAGCCCCGCUGUGGCUGGACGGCGCCCACGCCGGGAUUACGCUGGGCUAGAUGGCUCGACGCGCUGGAGAGCAACGUGCACGUCAAGGCUACGACGAGCGGGAGGGAUGUUUAUGUGGAAACCGUUGACCUUUUGCAAAUUGCGCUGGACCCAGAGGGACACUUGUGUAUUUGA